AUUUGAUACAAUUAGCAAAUGCUCUAAUUAUUUAUUAAUUCAAAGUGCAAAUUUUUUUUAUAAACCUAUAAAUUGUUUUUCGCACAGAUACAAUUACGUCAUUUUAUGAUUCUUCGAUAAACAUAAUUUAAGAGAACCUACAUAUUAUUUAAAAUUUGCCGUACCAAUGUCAAUUUUUUCGUGGGAUUUGGUUUAAAUAAAUAACAUAGUGUUUCCCCCUCCUCUACAAUUACGCUUGAAACAAAUACAUUUUUUGAUUCGGACUCAAGAAGUGUUUACAUAUAUGACGUAAACUGAAUUGAAGGAAAUGAGCUUUUACUUCCAAAACUAAAUUAAGACGAUUAGGAAAUUAAAAAUUUACAUACAAAGAGACAAGUGACAAGACAUGGAAAAAGGAAAUCGGUUUAUCAACAUGUCGGAUUUUAACAGCUGUGGUUUUGCUGACUCCCAGGCUCUUCUAGGUAUUGCACUAGGUCAAAGAAACAUUCGAGAGUUCAAAGUUGCUUUAGAUAUGGGAGCUGAUCCAAAAAGGCAAGAUUCUAAUUAUCUCAGUGUUUUUGAAAAAAGCUUACAAACCAAGGGCUGUAGUCCGUUUGUUAAGGAAUGUUUGGAUUAUGGUUGUGAUUCUUCUCAUAUAAAUACACGAUUAAAAAAAUCAGCUAUAAGCUAUGCAGCUGACUCACACGAUCCUUUGAUCAUUAAAACACUUCUUCAAAAUAAGAAGAUUGAUCUAAACGUAACAUAUGCUAAUCUUACUCCUCUUAAUAGUUUGGCAAAGAGCCUUUCAUCGGAUAAUGCAAAAGAUAUUAUAGACUGCAUAGAUGUUCUUCUUCAAUAUGGCGCCUCUCCCAACAUCCCGGACCAAAGAGAUAUGACACCCAUUCUUUAUGUGCUGAAAAACAAACAAAUUUCUACUGAACAGAAACGUCAACUUAUUGAAAAGUUUCUUAAACACCCAAAUAUAGAUUUGGAUACAUUUAGAGAUGGAGAAGCAAGGAAUUUACUCGAGAAAAAUUUCUCUGAUAUAAGUUUACCUUUAAAAACAUCAAAUGAAAUUGAUUUUAAUACACUCAUUGCUUUGCUGCACAACAAUAACGAAGACAAGUUUUUAACAAGCUUUACCGACUUUCAACUUAAUGAAACUGAAACUAAUAACGAGUUGUACCUAGAACUUUUAAUAGAAUCUACGAAAAGAGGACAUCAUAAAGCCUUUGACUUAAUUUUGAAAUCAUUUUCUAACAUCAAUGCUCUUCACAAUGGGUGUAGUGUUGUCGAAAUUGCUUGUAUUUGGGGCAACUGGGUGGCUUUAGAAAAGUUGAUUGAUAUAGAUGACCUUAAACAGCACUAUCAAAAGAGUCUUUUAGUUAUUGUGAUAAAGAAAUUGGAAGAAAAACCUGUGUUGGCAUUAUUCGAUCAUACAAAAUGUUUCUAUAUUCUUUUGAAUUGGAACAAAAUAGAUAUUAAUGAAACUGAUUCAUCUGGUUCGACACCCUUACAUUAUGCUGUUAAGUAUCGAAAUAAACAAGCUAUUCAGGAGCUUUUAAAGCGUGGAGCUUAUAUUGGAUUGAGAAGCAAAUUUAACGAUAUUCCCAUAGAUGCAAUGGAACCCGAUCUUCUUGAGGAACAUUUUGAUUCAUGCAUCACCACCAACGGGUAUAAGCCAGGUGACGAGAGCUUUGAAAUUAUAAUAAACUACGCAAAUCUAAUCCCCACUCAGCCAGCACAAGGAAAAUCUCCUCAAUAUAGCUUACGGGAUGAGAUGACUCCAAUAACUCACAUAGCAGAAUCGAAAGAAAUGCGACAUCUUUUAAAGCAUCCACUUAUUACUAGUUUUUUGUUUCUGAAGUGGCAUCGAUUAUCGCUCGUGUUUUACAUAAAUCUUCUUGUUUACAGCUUCUUUUGUUUUUCAAUUGCCACUCACACCAUAUUAAAAUUCCGGGAGAAUGAAAACCAAGCAUUAGUAGGACUCCUUGGUGUUUUUUCAUUUAUCGGAAUUGGAUAUUUAAUAGUGCGAGAGCUUCUUCAAGUUACGAUAUCUCCAUUGAGUUACUUUAAAUCACCAGUAAACUAUAUAGAAAUAGUUUUAAUUUUUCUAUGUAUAGCGACGGUUACAGAAAAAGAUUAUGAUAAUCAGACACAAAGAAUUGUUGCAGUUUUAACGAUGUUACUUUUGUCAGUGGAACUAUGUCUUAUAGUUGGAUCAAUACCCGUUCUCUCUAUUUCAACUCACAUGCUUAUGCUCAAAGCUGUUUUGAAGAGUUUUAUGAAAAGUUUUGCAUUGUAUUCAAUAUUUGUAAUCACAUUCAGCAUAUGUUUUUAUAUUCUCUUCGGGAAAAAAACCGAAGAAGGUGAUUUCAACAAGUUUUCUAAUCCAUUAACAACACUAAUCAAAAUAAUUGUUAUGUUAACCGGAGAAUUUGACGCUGGAGACAUUGAGUUCGAUUCAAUGUAUAGCUACUUUUUAUUUCUGUUAUUUGUCAUCUUUAUGUCUAUUGUUUUGUUCAACUUACUCAAUGGAUUGGCCGUAAAUGAUACUCAAGCAAUAAAAGAACAAGCUGAACUAAAUGGAUCAAUUUGUCGCUCUCAUCUAUUAACAUGCUAUGAACGGCUUUUGAUCGGACAAAAUCAUAGAACCAGUGUUAUAGUGAACCACCAGCCAUUCCUAGCUAUAUGUCGAAGACUAAUAAAUCUCUUUCCUUACUGCAUUGGCGGCAACUCAAUUUCAAUUCUACCAAAUAAUCGAAAUAAAAUUUUUAUUCCUUAUUCGAAUUCACUGGAACUAGUGAAUCAACAAGACCCUAGUUCAAGAAAAUCUUUAAUUUCUAUGCGUGACAUCAAUGAGAAUGAGAAAAAACUUUUGGAUCCACCAAUGCAAUUUCUGCCAUGUUGUUGCAGCUGUAUCACUGGGAGAUGCUCUGAAAUGGACUCAAGGACUGUUAAAACUGCCAUGGCUGUUAUUGAAAAGAAAAACGAAUUAAUAGAAGAAAAACAUCGACUUCAAUACCAAGAAAUACGGCUGAAAAAUAUUGAGGAUAAAAUCGAAAAAAUAUUUGAAAUGAUGCAAAAUAUGACUUCGUAGUUAUCGAUAUAUUAAAAGAAUUUGUUUUUUGUCUAAAGAUUCCUAUAAAAUACAUUUGCAUAGUAACAGAAAACGAUAUCACUAAACUUAUUAUGUGUGUAAAUAAAUAUUAUAUGAAAUAAGUAUAACAUUAAUAAAUCUCGUCAUAAACUUA
Messenger RNA from Episyrphus balteatus (marmalade hoverfly), 3233 nucleotides. RefSeq names its product transient receptor potential cation channel protein painless (gene pain). Lineage: Eukaryota; Metazoa; Arthropoda; Insecta; Diptera; Syrphidae. Gene Ontology annotation, molecular function: protein binding; monoatomic ion channel activity. Gene Ontology annotation, cellular component: membrane. The record is from RefSeq and is a predicted model, not a curated record. The transcript is spliced from 5 exons. Gene Ontology annotation, biological process: transmembrane transport; monoatomic ion transport. Bases 386 to 3079 code for a protein of 897 amino acids.